UGCGCUAUUUUAAUCAUAUCGAUCCCCUCGAUCGGUCGGCUGCUGGUUUGUUUCUCUUGUUGUUUUCAAGCGUUUGUUGGAUGGUACUGGGAGAGUCAUCUCCUCCGAUCCGCUUCCAAGCGGCUAGCUGCCUUUCCCCAAUCCCUCUCUCUCUGUUCCUCGUUUGAGCCAUUUCUCUCCGGCCUCUUCUCUGAGCUUGGCACGGAAUCGGAUCUCACAGAAGACGCCGGAAGCGAGGCAGAUAGAUACACAGUGCCAUGUCGCCUCUCCGUGACUUCGACUGGCCGGUCACCUGAGUCCAACAAGGGAGUUAGCUGCCAGUAGCACAUGAACCUGCUGACUAAGCCAUUGGGGCAAGGAAGCUAGGGAGGGUGAACAACCUGCCGGUCUGUGUGUUGUUUUCUUGCGAUGGCGGCGGCCUCAUCCGCGCCCUUCUUUGGGCUCGGCGACACGCAGAUGCAGCCACAGGCCUCUUCUCUGCAGCAAAACUCCACACCCGCUCCUGCCACCGCUGCCGCGCCGCCGAAGAAGAAGAGGAACCAGCCAGGCAAUCCAAAUCCUGAUGCGGAGGUGGUCGCGCUGUCGCCGCGGACGCUGAUGGCGACGAACCGGUUCGUGUGCGAGGUGUGCAACAAGGGGUUCCAGCGGGAGCAGAACCUGCAGCUGCACCGGCGAGGGCACAACCUGCCGUGGAAGCUGAAGCAGAAGAACCCCAAGGAUGUGCGGCGGCGGGUGUACCUGUGCCCGGAGCCGACGUGCGUGCACCACGACCCGUCCCGGGCGCUGGGCGACCUCACGGGGAUCAAGAAGCACUUCUGCCGCAAGCACGGCGAGAAGAAGUGGAAGUGCGACAAGUGCAACAAGCGCUACGCCGUGCAGUCCGAUUGGAAGGCGCACUCCAAGACCUGCGGCACCCGCGAGUACCGAUGCGACUGCGGCACACUCUUCUCCAGGAGGGACAGCUUCGUCACCCACCGCGCUUUCUGCGACGCGCUGGCUCGUGAGAGCGCGCAGAUGACAACUUUGGGCGCCGGCCUCUACGUCGGUUCCGGCAGCAUGGCCGUCGGGCUCUCCGGCGCGGCUCCCCAGAUGCCUGGCUUCGCAGACCAAGCCCAGUCCUCUUCAGCAGCAGCAGCCAUACAGUUCGAUCACAUCAUGCCAUCGUCCUCGGGCUCCUCCAUGUUUCGCUCUCAGGCGUCGGCAUCCACGUCGCCUUUCUUCCUCGGCGGCGGCGCUCCUCCUCCAGCCCAGGAUUUCUCCGAGGACGGUAGUGAACACUCCCAGGGCGGCUCUCAAGGCGGCUCUCUGCUCCACGGCAAGCCGGCCUUCCAUGGCCUGAUGCAAUUCCCUGAGCAGAACCAUCCGGGCAGCAACGCCAACGGUAACAUCCUGAACCUUGGGUUCUUCUCUGGAAACAGCGGUGGCUCGGCCGGCAGCCAGGACGCGCGCCUUGUCUUCCAGGAUCAAUUCAAUGGCAGCGCUGCAGGAAACGGUAGCGGCGGCAACAACAGCACCGAGCAGGGCAGAGUGGUCGCGUCCGUCGGAAACCACCUCAGCAGCAGCUUCCCUUCCCUGUACAACUCAUCUCAAUCGGUCGGCCUGCCGCAGAACUCGGCGACGGCGCUCCUGCUCAAGGCGGCUCAGAUGGGCUCGACGUCGAGCAGCCACAACGGUCCGAUCGCCCUGCUUCGUGCCGCCGGCUUCGGUGCCAGUGGGCAGGGCACUAGCAGGGCUGCAGCAGAAGGGACGGCGCACGAGACGUACUUCCAUGACCUCAUCAUGAACUCUCUGGCGGGCGGUAGCGGCGGCUUCUCCGGCGCCGCAGGGUUCGGGUCCGUGGACGACGGCAAGCUGAGCACAAGGGACUUCCUCGGCGUCGGCAGGGGCACGAUGGCGCCGCCGGGGCUCCACAUCGGCUCACUUGAUCCGGCCCAGAUGAAGUGAUCGAUCGAUCAGCGAAUGAACAAACAAACAAAACAAUAACAUGCAAGAAGUCAAUAAACAGAAGAGCAUGCAUUUUUGCAUGCAUGCAAGGUAAGCUUCUGAGAGAGAGAGAGAGAGAGGGUGGUUAAGUAUCUCUGGAGUCAAGUGAACUUAAUUUAGUUUUGUUCAUGCAACUUAAUUGGUUCUUGCAUCCAUGAUGCCUUGGUGAGUUAGUAAUAUUGUAGUUUCUGUUAGGGCUGCAAUUUAAUUCUGUUACCCGUACAAUUUCGUGAUGAUUUUCAUGUGCUUAAUUUCGUUUCGAAAUGGUCUCCCUUGAUGUACGUCAAGUUCAUCAUGCGAAGGCCGGACCAGACCAGAAUCUAAGCCGCAGGAUAUUUUGGACGUUUA
Molecule: messenger RNA, 2331 nt
Organism: Phragmites australis (common reed)
Lineage: Eukaryota; Viridiplantae; Streptophyta; Magnoliopsida; Poales; Poaceae
Product: protein indeterminate-domain 5, chloroplastic-like
Exons: 4
Coding region: 409-1944 (511 amino acids)
Cellular component (GO): nucleus
Molecular function (GO): DNA-binding transcription factor activity
Source: RefSeq, a predicted model, not a curated record